AUGGCCGAUCCAUCAUAUAUUGAGAAGCUGGACACAGUGGUGGCAGAUGUUUUAGCUGAUUGGAACAUUUACAGCACUCUUUUCGCUGGUCUUCUAGCCGCCUUCGCUAUCUAUUCCCUGGUGUCAGCUCAGGACCCAGAUAUCCACCCAUUCCUACUUGCCCGCCAAUCUACUCCCUCACCUAUUCGUCAAUCAGGCGAGUCUGCAACUUACCGCAGCCUAGAAACUCCUUAUGGAUUCCCCCUUCGUGCAGGAUUGAAUGUCAAGGACGCCGAUGCUCCCAAAUGGACUUCAGGUAGAAAUGGUGAUCUCCGGGAUAUCUGGAAGGCUGCUGUGCGUGGAGCUUUGAAUGAGGACGGCAGUCCCUCUAUGAAUCAGGGAAAGAUAUACACAGUACUGGGAAGACAAGCGGUUGAACAUUCACUGGCUCAGGUAACCCAAGAAAUCAACGUGAUCGGUCAUCAUCUCCAAAAUGCGGGGGCCAAAACCGUGGCGAUCUGUCUCACCGACUCUGUUGAGCUGUUGACCUCUUUAUUCGCCGGAGCUUUCUAUGGAUUUAAAACAAUUCUCGUCCCUCACAACCUCCCCGCAGAGACCCUGUCAGCCCACCUCCAGGCAGCCAAUGUCGAUGCUUUGAUUGCCGAGGCCGGAGGCCUUGAUCUCUCAGUAGCCGCCAAAGGAAACAAGCAGCUGACGCAAGUGCUAUGGGUUGCCCAAUAUGGAAACCGACACAUGGAUUGGCAUGGAGUUCCCGAGGACAUCGAAGGUUCUCUGCAAGUAAAGGUCUGGCAUGAGCUGGUUGAGGAGAAUAAGGAUUUGGCCGGCUUGGAUAUUCCCGAAUAUGAUCCUAAGGAGCCCGCUCCUGAAAUCAACACUGUUUGGCCCUCGUCCUCGCAAUCGGGCAAGUUUAUCGAUUUCAAAUCGGAGAACUUGAUUGCUGCAAUCAGCUCCUUGGGCUCUUCCCUUCCUCGAAACCAGCGCUUCUCUUCAUCAGAUCUCGUCCUGUCCAUUGAUUCCCUAUCCCGGUCAUACCCUCUUUGCCUCAUCUUGAACGCCUUAUUCUCCAAUGCAUCCAUCGCAUUGAAUUCCGUUGCCGGUGAAGAAGUUGACUUUGGUCUGGCCACCAUUGGUGUAUCUCCCACUGUAAUUGUUGCCUCUUCCCGCACGAUGUCGGACUACCACGACUUUGUUAUGCAACCACAGGCUGGAGCCAUCUCUUCCUUUGGUCGCUAUGUCCAAACGAGAACCUUGGAUGCAGGAAACAUGCCCUCGAAGAACUUCUUCAGCCAGCUGGCUCGUAUCGGACCGACAGCGGAGCUUUCGUUAGACAAUCUGCGAUUGCUUUGCGUCUCGCAUCGUAUUGAUGCACCUGCCUCGUCUCAGCUUACCACUAAGCAAUUGACAGACAUUCGGGUCUUUACUGAUGCACGCAUUGUUUACGCCCUGACCGGUCCCGGUAUCGCUGGCGCCAUUGCCCAAACAAAUGUCUUCGACUACCGACGCAAAGAUGGUCCUAGUCACUUCGGCGCUCCUCUCAGCAGCACCGAACUCACACUGACCGGUGUUUCUGAAGCUAAGCCUUCAGAGACCCCGGAAGGCGAGAUCAAGGUCGCUGGCCCUGCUGUUGUUGGUGGAGAGACGACACUUUCUUCCCGAGCCCGUAUCAGCAAGGACAACACCGUGGAGCUUUGCACUUAG
Molecule: messenger RNA, 1698 nt
Organism: Penicillium angulare
Lineage: Eukaryota; Fungi; Ascomycota; Eurotiomycetes; Eurotiales; Aspergillaceae
Exons: 4
Coding region: 1-1698 (565 amino acids)
Cellular component (GO): endoplasmic reticulum; membrane
Molecular function (GO): long-chain fatty acid-CoA ligase activity
Source: RefSeq, a predicted model, not a curated record